AUGUCAACACUUUUGACUGAGAAUGACACAUCUGAUUCAGAAGAUUCAAGCUCGUAUGAUGAAUCUUCCACUGAAGAUUCUGAAGAAGAAGAAAACCUAUCAGCAAGUUUAUCGGCAGAUGGAAGAGAUAUUGAUGAGGAUUCCAUAGCACCAAACGAUGAUCCACUAUCUGGAAUCACUAUUGAGGCACCUCAAUCAGACUCUUCUGACUCAACCAAUCCACCCGAAACCGCACCCCAAACCAUGACAGAAUUCCAUCCCUUCAGUCGGUUUCCUGCGGAGCUGCAGGAAAUGGUCUUCAAGUUGGCAUUGCCUGUCUCUGAUGCACUUCUCUUGAAGUUUGAGAUCUUCGUUCAGGAGCUUCCUACUAUGAUUCGCCAGAACAAGAAAACAGGAGAGAUUUACUACUCGGAUAAUGAUUUUACGAUCACAACCUCUGCCUGGAGUGAUAAAUCUCCUUCUUUAUUGCCACUUUUACUAGCGUGUAAAGUUUCUAACAAAUCUGUAUCAAGCGGCGGAUAUGAAAGAAUUGCCAUCUCCUUUCCUGACAACAACAAUCGACAGAACAACUAUGUUAUGGAGCAAAAGCCUCACCUGAACAUCGAAUAUCUUACAUUACCACCUCCACAGCGCAAUCAUACUUGGCUACGCCCUGCCAAGGAUACAUUGGUGGUUUAUGCCCAAAAUUUCGUGAUGCUGUAUCAGCAUGGCGGCUCCAUGAGCUUUUCUAAUAUUACACAUCUGGCGGUACACAACUUGGUUGAAAGAGAUCGGCAUAAUGGCAGUAAAGUUAGAGCUCGAAAUCUCUGGAAAUGGGUCUUCAUUAUUGCAGAAAAGCACUGCCCGGCAUUGAAGAAACUCAGUCUCCUUCUCGGUGUCGACUUUGCAGACAAUUACGAUGAUGAUGAAUCCGCUGCUGAAAGUGAUAGACAUCAAAUCAUUGUUGAUGUUGAUGAAAAGUUCCAUCAACUUGACUUUCACGAUGAAUCAUAUGGUCAACGCUCCGUGAAAGGCGGUGAACGAUUUGAUAUCGAAGAGCUGUUUUCAAAAGAAAAGAAUGUUGUUGAGCUGAGGGAGACAUCGACUGUACUAGCAGAGUAUUUGAGUGAGCAUAUGGACGACGAAAAUAAAGCUAAGUAUUGGAAGAAUGUCGAUGUAAUCCCUGGCUUCCGAGCUAGGCCCGAUGACUGCGAAAAUGGAACGGAAAAUACAACGAAGAUAAUGGGUGUGAGCGCCUGGGUACCUCAGGAUGCUAACGGAAAGCUGAUGUGCAGAGCCUAG
This is a messenger RNA of Botrytis byssoidea, 1281 nucleotides long. RefSeq lists its product as uncharacterized. NCBI's taxonomy places the organism in Eukaryota, Fungi, Ascomycota, Leotiomycetes, Helotiales, Sclerotiniaceae. The transcript is spliced from 3 exons. The coding region runs from base 1 to 1281 and encodes 426 amino acids. The record is from RefSeq and is a predicted model, not a curated record.